GUCUUCACAGAGCUGUGGCCCUUGAACAUGUGGUUGGCACUGAGUGGAGGGUGUUCUAGACCCUCAGAAGCUGACUCUGGAUUGUGUCUGGGACUCUUCUGCCACUCUUCAGCCCUUGACCUAGAGAGUAUAAGAAACCCUCAGUCCAAGGUUGUAAUUCCAGGCACAUUAUGUAAGGGCUCUGCAACCUUUGAGGAUGUGAGCAUUUCCUUUUCCCAGGAGGAAUGGGAGUUCCUUAGUGCAGCUCAGUGGCACCUGUACAUCCAUGUGAUGCUGGAGAACUUUGCACUUAUAACCUCCAUAGGAUGUCGACAUAGAGUAAGUGAUAAGGAGGCAUCGAUGCACAGUGUUUGUUUGGAAGAGGUGUCACACUUGAUGACUCCAAAGGCAAGUCCAUCCAACCUGAAGAAUCACCCGUGUGACAUCUGCGGCCUUUUCCUGAAAGGCAUUUUGCACCUGACUGCUCCAUUUGUGCAAAAACUGUACAUGACUAGUUCACGUGCAUGUCUUCCCCACAAGCAGUACACUAUAGAGACCCCCUUGAAGAGGGACAUGGAUGGGACUUCAUUUGAGAAGAACUGUGAAUUACUUGUGUCAGGGAAAUGGUUGAAUUGUGAUGACCUUUGGAAGGAUUUCCCAGUUUUUUUUGACCUUCUGCUGCCCCACGUCAUUCCUAAUGGUGAGAGACAAAGCAGUGUUGGGUUUGAGGACACAUUUCAACAUGGCAAAAGUUAUUACAAGUUGGUAAACUGCAGCAAAGCUUCCAGCCAUAAAAAUACCAUGUUUUAUAACCUGAGAGUCCACAAUAGAAAAAAUUUUUAUGAGUACAGGAAUUGGGACAAAAAUUUCCAUGAUGAGUGCUCACUUGAUCAACACCGGAGAGUCCAGAGUGGAGAAAGGCCUUAUGAGUGUAGAGAAUGUGGGAAAUCUUUUAAACAUAGAAAGUCCAUUAUUUUACACAAGAGAGUCCACACUGGAGAAAGGCCUUAUGAGUGUAGAGAAUGUGGAAAAUCCUUUAUACAUAGAAAUUCCUUUAUUGUUCAUCUGAGAGACCACACUGGAGAAAGGCCAUAUGAGUGUAGAGAAUGUGGGAAAUGCUUUAAGCAAAAAAAUGGCCUUACUGUUCAUCAAGGAGUCCAUACUGAAGAAAGGCCUUAUGAGUGUAGAGAAUGUGGGAAAUGCUUUAAACGAAAAGGUGCCCUUGCUGUACACCAGGGAGUCCACACAGGAGAAAGACCUUAUGAGUGUAGAGAAUGUGGGAAAUCCUUUAAGCGAAAAUAUGCCCUUACUCUACACCAGGGACUCCACAUGGAACAAAGGCCUUAUGAGUAUACAGAACGUGGAAUAUUCUGUAUACAAAGUGAUACACUUAAAGAACAUAAGAAAUUUCACACUGACAAAAGGCCUUAUGAGUGUACAGAAUGUGGAAAGUCCUAUAACAGAAGAAGUUGCCUUAUGAUACACCACCGAAUUCACACUGGAGAAAGGCCAUAUGUGUGUAGAGAAUGUGGGAAAUCCUUUAGAUCUGCUCAUUGUGUUACUGAUCACCAGAAAAUCCACACUGAAGAAAGACCCUAUGAGUGUGAAGAAUGUGGGAAAUCCUUUAAGAGAAAAAAUGACCUUAUUGUACACCAGCGAGGCCACACUGGAGAAAAGCCUUAUGAGUGUAGAGAAUGUGGGAAAUCAUUUAAACAUAGAAAGUCCCUUAUUAUACACCAGAGGGGCCACACUGGAGAAAGGCCAUAUGAGUGUAGAGAAUGUGGGCAAUCCUUUAAGCUAAGAUAUGCCCUUACUGUACACCAGAGAGGCCACACUGCAGAAAGGCCUUAG
This is a messenger RNA of Castor canadensis (American beaver), 1830 nucleotides long. RefSeq lists its product as uncharacterized. NCBI's taxonomy places the organism in Eukaryota, Metazoa, Chordata, Mammalia, Rodentia, Castoridae. The record is from RefSeq and is a predicted model, not a curated record. Gene Ontology annotation, biological process: regulation of transcription by RNA polymerase II. Gene Ontology annotation, molecular function: RNA polymerase II cis-regulatory region sequence-specific DNA binding; DNA-binding transcription factor activity, RNA polymerase II-specific.